Molecule: messenger RNA, 395 nt
Organism: Oppiella nova
Lineage: Eukaryota; Metazoa; Arthropoda; Arachnida; Sarcoptiformes; Oppiidae
Source: the annotation of a GenBank genome assembly
UGACAAUGUCAACGUUUGGCAUAUUAUUAUUAUUGCUAUUAUCCUGUACAUUAAUCACUACCAUGAGUGUUGGGAUGGUUGAUCCGUAUUACAGUGUUUCUAGUCAUACAUUGAAUGACUUUGAUUUGACCCAGUUGGAUGGGCACUGGUACUCAGUUUACAACCGAAGUCCCAUAAAUGGUGUCUGUCCACAACUUAACAUCAAAGUUGGUGAUGGAAGUGUGAAUGUGGUGGAAAGUUUGGGAAACAAUACGGUAUUCAAUGAGAAAUUAGUGCCAAACAGUUAUUUAAAGGGCAAAUUGGAAAAGUUGGUGUCAAUGGGCACCUGGACAGCUGCCUUACCCUGGUAUGUGCUGCAAGUGGACCCUCUGUUAGUCGUAUAUAAAGUGGUAACC